AUGAAAUAUACAUAAUUGCUUGAUGUACGCAGCCGUUAGAGACAAGGGUAAGAUGAGAGAGGGAGUUUUGUGAUGUUCUCUUACCCGAAGUGGGGAAUUCUUGCGCUCAAACAAUUCCCUCGGCCGUGAUGAAAACUUAACCGUGUGGGUUUCCAUCACUAGCUUUAUCCUUGAGAGCUUAAUUUGAUGACUGCCAGGGCCCAUAAACAUAUAUUGCAUCUGCUGUUGAUGAUUUGUUCUUGCUGCAUAGUGAUCAUUCUUUAAGCUGCUACACAGCCGAGACUGGUGGGUUUGGAAAGUUGCUUGAUGGGAUGGCAGAGACAAAUGAAAUUGCAGAUAUUUCAAUUGAAAUGUCAAACUUAGAUAAAAGUUUAGCAUCUUCCAUCACUAAAAAGUUGUUGUAUGAUUCACCAUCCUUACAAGAGAGUAGCAUUUUCAGAGUUCCUCAGAAACUUCGCCGGCGUAAUGAGAAUGUUUAUGAUCCUAACAUAGUCUCCAUUGGCCCUUAUCACCGUGGCACUAAAAGAUUAGUGCCCAUGAAUGAGAUAAAAAUGUGGUAUCUAGGAUCCCUCUUUAAACGGUUUCCGCUGACUCCAGAGAAAACUUUGGAGCACAUUGUUGAAAGCAUUAGAACGUUGCAGAAGCGUGCACGUGAUCAUUAUGCAGAUCCAUUUAGUCUAAAUGACGAAAAAUUCAUAGAAAUGCUGGUAGUUGAUGGUUGCUUUCUAAUCGAGCUUUUUCGAAAAGAGGCAUUCAUUGUAGAACCACACUGUGAUGACCCUAUAUUUAACACGUCCUGGAUGUAUGAAAAUUUGUAUCAUGACUUGAUUUUGUUGGAAAACCAAAUUCCUUGGUUUAUUCUCCAGCGCCUGUUUGAGCUAACCGUAGCGGUCAUCGAACAAGAGCCCCAUUUUCUAGUUAAGCUUGUUCUCAAAUUCUUUGAAAGUAUGAUGUUGAUGACAGUGCCGGCUGAAUACAGAGCAAAUGGCCGUGAAGUUAAGCAUAUACUUGACUUACUGCACAGCUGCUUACUUUCCACGUCCGGUCAGGGAAGACCUAAAAACAUAAAUUUGGAACUCUUUCCUCCGGUGACAGAUCUCUUACAGGCUGGAGUCAUAUUCAAGAAGGGAAAUCCUGAUGAUGUUUUGAACAUCAAGUUCAACAAAGGGGUGUUUGAAAUCCCUCCCAUAAAAGUCCGAGGAAACUCAGAAUCUUUGUUCCGAAAUCUUAUAGCGUAUGAGCAAUGUGACCGCCAUUGCGGGAAUCAGUUCACGUCUUAUGCAGUACUCCUGGAUUGCCUCAUCAAUUCCAGCAAGGAUGCUGACCUGCUUUGUGAUGAAAAGAUUGUUGUGCAUGCUAUGAGUACAGAAGACGUAUCCAAUCUCUUCAACGGGUUGUACAACGACACUCUCAUCUCCGAAUUCUACUAUGGUCAGAUAGCUCGUGAUGUUAACAGGUAUUAUAGAUCACGAUGGCCUAGAUGGAGAGCAACCUUGAUGCGUGACUAUUUCAGUAAUCCAUGGUCCAUCUCUUCCUUCAUAGCCGCAAUUUUUAUACUUGUUCUCACCUUCCUACAGACUUUAUUUUCCAUUUUCUCUUUCUAAUAUGUUACUCAUUUCUAUACGAGUAAUGCUAUAUAUUCAACUUUCAUCCUAAUUUUAUCUUACUGGGUUGACAUGGAAUGAAAGUCGAGUGUUUAAUAUUACUUUUCACGUACACAUCUUAGUUAUUUUGUUGUGAUUUUAUUCAGUUGGGUUGUAAUCCUUAUA
Messenger RNA from Corylus avellana, 1769 nucleotides. Its product is annotated as UPF0481 protein At3g47200. The record is from RefSeq and is a predicted model, not a curated record. Lineage: Eukaryota; Viridiplantae; Streptophyta; Magnoliopsida; Fagales; Betulaceae.